CUCCGCUGCCUCGCAGGGAACUGCAUCCUCAACACCCAACCCCGGGACACCUCGGAGGCGCUGCAGCUGAACUUCCAGCAGAACAUCAGCGACACCAUGACGGUGCUGCCCAAGCUCUCCACGGGGCUCGACGUCAACGUGAGGUUCACGGGGGUCUCGGAUUUCGAGUACACCCCCGAGUGCAUCGUGUUCGACCUGCUCAACAUCCCCCUGUACCACGGCUGGCUGGUGGACCCGCAGGUGAGCGCCACCCCACAGCGGCUGGGGGACAUGGGAGAGACCCCAAAAGGGAAAAAGGGACCCCAGGAGAGACCCCUAGAGAGACCCCAAGCGCUGUCCCCAGGGCUGGUGGCCGAGCAGUUCCUGGAGUCCACGGCGUCCCAGCUGACGUUCCACGGGCUGUGCGAGCUGACGGCGCGGACCCGCGAGGGAGAGAUCGGCGUCUUCUUCCGCAACAACCACUUCAGCACCAUCACCAAGCACCGGGGCCACCUGUACCUGCUGGUGACAGACCAGGGCUUCCUGCACGAGGAGGGGGUGGUGUGGGAGAGCCUGCACAGCGUGGACGGGGACAGCAGCUUCUGUGACACCGAGUUCCACCUGAGCCACGCCGGGGACAGGGAC
This is a messenger RNA of Malurus melanocephalus (red-backed fairy wren), 624 nucleotides long. RefSeq names its product MINDY lysine 48 deubiquitinase 1 (gene MINDY1). The annotation marks the transcript as partial. Gene Ontology annotation, cellular component: cytosol; cell periphery. Gene Ontology annotation, molecular function: cysteine-type deubiquitinase activity; K48-linked deubiquitinase activity; cysteine-type carboxypeptidase activity. The record is from RefSeq and is a predicted model, not a curated record. Lineage: Eukaryota; Metazoa; Chordata; Aves; Passeriformes; Maluridae. The transcript has 4 exons. Gene Ontology annotation, biological process: protein K48-linked deubiquitination.